Molecule: messenger RNA, 270 nt
Organism: Enterobius vermicularis (human pinworm)
Lineage: Eukaryota; Metazoa; Nematoda; Chromadorea; Rhabditida; Oxyuridae
Source: the annotation of a GenBank genome assembly
AUGGAAUCCGAUAUUAUCGUUUUGAGUGACGACGAAACAGUCGUUGCUUUUGAAGAACCUGUAGGGAUGCCGGCCAUGAAAGUCACGCAGACGGUGAAUGCAUUGUCUGAUGGAGUCGCAUGGACGGAUUCAGGUGCGGUUCAUAGUAACGAGCCUGAUUUAGGGACUUCAUGUUUCUUAAAGAAAUCCAGUUCUACAGGUUCUAGAGAUGCAAAAGCUCUAGGAUCUAAGAUUUCUUCAUCCAACUCAGGUACCUGGUUGGGGAAUUAG